Molecule: messenger RNA, 2054 nt
Organism: Yamadazyma tenuis ATCC 10573
Lineage: Eukaryota; Fungi; Ascomycota; Pichiomycetes; Serinales; Debaryomycetaceae
Source: RefSeq, a predicted model, not a curated record
GAUUCUUGAAUUCAAAUGGUCAAGAAAGUAUUCCCUAAACUUAUGUCUGAAUUAUCCCAAUUACCUCACUCAUACUCCAAACCAGUUGAGUUGGCUAUUAUUGGUGGUACGGGCUUGUAUGAUUUGCCCAACUUAAAGCCAGUGGCCAGGUUGACCGUUUCUACGCCUUGGGGCUUCCCUUCUUCUCCCAUCACCAUUAGUGAAAUGGCUGAUGGCUUCCCCGUGGCCUUCUUGGCUAGACACGGCCAACAUCAUGAUCUUUUGCCUACAGACGUUCCCAGCCGGGCUAACAUGGCUGCCUUAAAGUCACUUGGUGUUAAGGCUAUAGUCGCUUUCUCUGCCGUGGGAUCUUUGAGACAAGAAAUCAAACCCAGAGAUUUCGUAUUGCCAACUCAAGUUAUUGACAGAACCAAGGGAAUUCGUCCAUCGACAUUCUUUGAGAAGGGUUUCGUGGCUCACGCCAUGUUCGGUGAACCCUUCGAUUUAAAGCUUUAUAAGCUUAUUAAGGAAGCUAUUCCUGCUCAAGGUUUCUUGGAAGGCUUUGACAAGGAAAACUUAGAACCAACAUUCCACACCAAGGACAAGGAAGACUUGACGUUGAUUUGUAUGGAAGGUCCUCAGUUUAGUACAAGAGCCGAGUCUCAAAUGUACAGAUCUUUUGGAGGCUCGGUCAUCAAUAUGUCAUGUUUACCGGAAGCCAAAUUGGCCAGGGAAGCUGAAAUAGCGUACCAAAUGGUUUGCAUGUCUACUGACUAUGAUUCUUGGAACGUUGAUGAAGAUCCUGUUACUGUAGAAACUGUGGUUGGAAACUUGAAGGCUAAUAGUGCCAAUGCCUGUAAAAUGGCUGAGAAAUUGAUUGAAGUGAUUUCCAAGGAGUUUGAAACUGGUAAACUGGAAAUUGGCGAAGACUUGAAGGGAUCAAUGAAGUUUUCUGUUAGCACAAACCCUAAGGCCGUGAAGAAGGAACUUUUGGAGAAGAUGCACUUUUUGUUUCCUGGCUACUGGCCUAUUCAGUAGACAACUUAUAUAUUAAGAUAUGUAGAGAGAAGUUCAAAGAUCUAGAAAACACAUACUAUGCUUUAUAUGGAGGUCGGAGUACUCUUAAAAAGCUGCUGCGUUUGUGUCUUGAGGUGUUCACAGGUCAUGUGACGAAGCAUAAUACAUUGCAGCCGUCCAUCGCAGGCAUCAAGAAGAGGGAACACAUAUCAAAAUGGAAAACACACAAGUUCAGGUUGAACCCAUGCACACAAAUGUAGCAGCAUUUCUGACCCAUACACCCACAGAAAAAGAUAUUCAAAAACCCACCGAAAAAGGCAUUCAAACACCCACCGAAAAAGACAUUCAAACGGUUGUCUCUACAUUCACCGAAAAUCAGAGUAAAACGUAAACCAACAUGCACAAAAUUACGAUGUCCCUAUUCAGAAAGCCCCAAGUGUGGUCCCGCCUUACCCAGCUUCAGUGGCAUGCAUUGACUCUUAUCCGGUAAUCGUGAAAUUUUGCCCCGAUUCUGAUAAGCAUCAAUUGCGGCACCAAAAAUAUGGCGAAUAUAAAUGGAGCUGCAUCCGACACAAUUGACACAAUUUCCAAAUUUUCAAAGAUUCAGAUUCUUUCAGUUACAUCGUGGGAUCACAAGCCCAAGGGUAACACUUACCCACAAUCGCAACAUGCCACUGGUUGUAUAUUACAUACCCGGUUUGAGAACUUAUGAGCCCGAAAGCCUAAUUUGUGGAGUGCCUUGAAACAUACUAAGUUUAAUGGCAAACACGCCAAGUUUCUAACACCACCGUAAUAAUAUUCCUGGGUAUUGGUUAGUAGUGGAUCAACAACAAAGCCCAGAGUGAAUUAGAAGGUUAAGAAUUUCCCUACCUGCUAGGUUUGAGUUUUGGCAUUGGCGAAAACGCUAACGCUAUUCAAGUUAUGCCAUACAUUCCUACGGCACUAUGGCGGUCCAUUUUCGCCGUGUGCAAUGUACCGGUAUAGCAUAUUGUGCUACAAAGUAUACCCCUUAAUUCAGCCCGACCACAACUCGACCGGAGAUCCGAAGAUCCUGAUGG